CCCUAAUCCGGUCUACCGCGCCAAGAAUCCGGGGCAACCUCGCCGCAUCUUCCAUCUGUCCUCUUCCUCUUUCUCGGAGAGAGAGAGCAAGUCACAACGCAGAACCCAUGGCGCCUACAAUUCACUCCGCCAAGCUCACACUCUCCUGUCCGCUUUUCGCAGCAGAUUUCGACCCGCGCAAUAACGGGCGACUGCUCGUUGGCGGCGGAGGCGGCGAAAGCCGCAGCGGAGUCGGGAAUAAGAUCUCUUUGAUUGAUACGUCACGUCGAGAUGAGAUUACCGAGGCUGUGGAAAUCAAUUUGUCGCGCGACGAGGACUCGGUGACGUCGCUAGCUGCUGCGCCGCAGGUUGGCGAUGACGAGGGCUCGCUGGUCGUACUGGCUGGAAUCAAUAGCUCUCUCGCAGACCAGAAGAACAACAACAAUCAGCACAUGCGGUCCUUCCGAUUCGAAGCGCCCCAGAAGAAGAAAACUCAGAUCCCGACCAGCUCGCAGGACGAUGCGGAGGAUUCCAAAGACACGAAAGCUAAGAAGGAUAAAACAAUUGAGGAAGUGAUACCUGGGAAGUCGGAGGCUUUGUCGCGUGCUUCGAUCUUCCGCACAAAGGGACCCGAGUCGGGUGAUACCUACCAACGAGUCUUGAGGCUGUCACCUUGGAAGAAGCCGGCUGAUGGCUCGGAGAAGACUGGUCAGGAUACCAGGGUCGGCGCUAUUGCGACCGGCAUGGCGCAGUCUGGUGAGAUUGUCUUCUUCUCGGUCACAAAGGGUCCCACCGAGUCGGAUGUCAUCGGCCGUAUCCGUCUUGACAGUAACGAAGAAGCCGAGGAUGUGGACUUUGCCAGCCUUGAGAAUGACCCCGAGCAGACGGGAGAUGCCCGUGGUAGAUACCGUGUUGCAUACACCAACGGCGCCGAUGUGAUGGUCGGCGAAAUCUCUUCAUCUACUCGCUCCAACGCUGCUCCUGAUGUCAGCUGUGUUUACACGAUUCCUGUCCCCAGCAGUGGCGCCCGUGCUGCUCGUCCCAAGUUCCGCGCCCUACGCUUCCUCUCUUCAACGGCACUACUCCUCCUCCAAAAUGCACCCAAUCGCGGUGGUAGCGAGCUGGUCAUCCUCCGCCUGCCUGAAACGAAAACCGGUACGGCAACUAUCCUCCGCCGUCGCAAGCUGCCCCGAAGUGUUCAGAUUGGUCUGGGCCUGGACAUCUGCCCCUUAGGCACCAACCCGGCCGGCCAGCAGCAGACUAUUAUCGCCGUCAGCGGCAGCGACAACUCCAUCCCCCUGUGGACGGUAGAUUUCGGCCCCAGCAAAGGCUAUGGCGCGAUCAAGCAUUACACAACCCUGCGCGAUGUGCACCCAUUCUCCAUGACAAAAAUCGUUUUCUCCCCAUUCAUAGCUCCCGCCCAUCCAGUAACCCCCGACGUGCUCCCCCAGAAUGUCAAACUCGCCUCUAUCAGCAUGGGCAACACCAUCGUCGUUCAUACCCUCCCACUCUCCCCCUUCCCUGCCUCCUCCCGCACACCGCGCUAUGUCCUCGCCUUGCCGGGCUCCACCGAGCUCUGGGAAGGCUUGUACUUUAUCGUGGUCCUACUUUUCUCUCUCGUCCUCAUUGCAGGAUCUAUGCUUGCCUUUGCCGAGAUCCGCGGAGGCACGCCACCAAUUCUCGGUGCUGCACAGUGGCUGCCUCCGUCAUGGCGCAGUGCGAUUGUAAACGAGUACACUCCACCUGCACCAGGAAAGGGCUCAUACAUCGAUUCCCUCCUCUCACGCAAGAGCCACGCCACGCCCCCCGUGGCGAACGUCGUCACGGAAAGCCAAAUCGAGAGCUUGAAAGACAUCCUCGAUCGGGUCCACAGCGCCGGCGCCGCGCCCAUUGACCUCGAUACCGUCAGCCCACACGCUCUAUCAGUCAUCCUACGCUGCCACGAUGGCCACACCGCCGAGGAAAGCGUCCUCAUCGAGACAUUAGCUUCGCAUCACGACCACGAAGCCAGCGAGGCAGCAAAAUUCCGCACCUGGGCCGAUCUUAGCGGUGAAGACCAGAUUGCCUGGAAACGGAGACUGACCGAUGCCGGUCGUUGGGCUGCCAGCGAGGGCGAGACCGUGUUGAAGGGAGUCUUAUUUGGCGAGGCUUGUGGGCAGUUGCAACAUGCCGUUGCGCAGGGGUUGUCUUGAUUUCUUUGUCGCUGGAAGAUAACAUGGAUCUAACAUGGAUCUGAGAUCCGGUGGGGGAAAUUGAUGCUUUGAUGCUGUCUUUGAGUAUAUGAAUUGUUCUAUAUAUUGCUGCAUGAUAUAUGAAUCUUGGGAAUUUGUUGUACGCUUUACUAAAAUAUUGCAUCGAAUUAAUUCAAGUUCGGAAAGAUUGGGGUAUAAGAUAAAGUCAAGCUUGAACGUCUU
This is a messenger RNA of Penicillium brasilianum, 2393 nucleotides long. Lineage: Eukaryota; Fungi; Ascomycota; Eurotiomycetes; Eurotiales; Aspergillaceae. The record is from the annotation of a GenBank genome assembly.